UGACAGCUCGGCGACGCACCGCAACAGGCUCAUAAAAUACAAUGGCAAAUGUUAGUGCUUUUGUCAGAAAUAAACUACACUAUUUAACCAACGUCUUUAGAUACUGGGGCGACUUUUUAUUGGACUGUUGAGGAAUGCUAAGCAGAGGAAAAGGUUCUUUUGGCUAGUUUAUCUACUAGCUGCAGCAGCUCUUCUCUGUGUUGCUAGCUGGUUAGCUCCCACGGCUAACGAAAGUUGCUCCAUGGCGAUCUAUGGGCUGAACAUUACCAUAUAUAGACCGGCCACAGAGCUCCCUCGCCGGUGAAAUGUAAACGGUGACUCGCUGAGAAGGCUGACUAAAGGGCAAGCAAGAACAAAACUCAGCCUAAAAGAAAAAACACUAGCGCGCUAGCUUCAUCAUGUCAUCUGACCAGAUUAUUGCCAUCGUCAUGGAUGACAAAAUCUACGAGGUGAAUAAAAAGAAGCUGAUAGAGAAGAGCGACUACUUCCGUGCUCUGUACAGCUCUGGUAUGAGGGAGUCCACAGAGGAUUCUGUGCAGCUGCAGGGACUCAGCGUCCCCGGACUGGAGCUGGUCCUGGAGUUCAUCAAUACCUCUAAGGUUCAGGUUGUCAACGAGACCCUGGAGGACCUGAUUGAGACCGCCUCCUUUUUACAGGUCACCUCCAUCCUCAAGCUCCUCACCUCGGAGAUCCGGCUGGACAACUGCGUGGAGCUGUACAGCCUCUCUGAAGUUUACGGUACUCAUGAUCUGCGCAAUGCUUGCCUCAAAUACAUGAGCUGCUACUAUCAUCCCAUGCUGAGGCGGCCAGAGUUCAGCAGCCUCCCCUCUGCUGUCAGAGACCAAGUCAGGGACAUGCGAAUGAAAGGCACCGCCACCCUUGUAGCCAUCGGAGACUUCACCUGCCUGUCCCUGGACGUGCCCGAUCAGGAUGAACCCUGGUCCAUGCUGAGGUAUGGAGAGGUGGAGCAGCGCUGGAAACCGCUCGCAAACAACCUGCCUCCAGAUAUGAUCAAUGUGAGAGGAUAUGGCUCAGCUGUCCUUGAUAACUACCUGUUCAUAGUCGGUGGAUACAGGAUGACAAGUCAGGAGAUCUCUGCGGUGCACUGCUACAACCCAUGUAGGAAUGAGUGGAACCAGGUGGCUCCGCUCAACCAGAAGAGGUCCAACUUCAAGCUGCUGGCAGUACAAGGGAAGCUGUACGCUGUAGGAGGUCAGUGUCUGGGCACAGUGGAGUGUUACAGCCCAGAACAGGACUGGUGGACCUGUGUGUCCUCGAUGCCCGACCCGCUGGCUGAGUUCUCUGCCUGUGAAUGCCAGGGGAUGAUCUACGUCAUGGGUGGAUACACUGCAAGAGACAGGAACACGAGCGUCCUCCGCUACAACCCCACCUCCGACACCUGGACCGUGUUUCGGACGUGUUCGGCGCACAUCCGCAAGCAGCAGAUGCUCUCGGUGGAGGACACCAUCUACCUGGUUGGCGGCUACACCCAUGAGCUGGAGGCGGACCGGAGGCAGCGGCGUCCCAACCAGACGGAGGACGUGCUUACGGUGCAGUCCUACAACGUCACCACGGGGGAGUGGAUCCAGCUGAAGGAGAACACGUCCAAGUCGGGCCUGAACCUGACGUGCACGCUGCACAACGACGGCAUCUACAUCAUGAGCCGGGACGUCAGCCUGCCCACCAGCCUGGAGCACCGCGUCUUUCUCAAGUACAACAUCUUCUCCGACGCAUGGGAGGCCUUCAGACGCUUCCCGGCUCUGGGACAGAACAUGCUGCUCUGUUCGCUUUACCUCCCCAACCUGCUAUGACUGAGAGCGCUGAUGGUUCAGUGAACACUAACAGUUAGUGGAGCCCAUGCAGCAUUAAUAUAGGCCAGUGUGUGGCUUUGCUUGUUCUUGCACAGAAUGGGGCUGUAGUGGGAGCAGUGUCUGGUUGCCAGGUUGAACGCCUCGUGACCUCUGUGCCUCAAAAACAAAACGCACUACAUUGUACAUACUGCUGUGGAUGCAAAUACAAAAGCUACUGUGACAAGUAUGAAAGUGAUGAAGCGCCAUGGCCCAUAGGUCAACAGCAUCAUAGCAGCUAGCCCCAGUUUGUGCCUCUCAUGUGGUAACAUUAAAGAUACAUUCAAGACUGAGAAAUGACCUGGAAAGUCUGACAAACCCAGAAUGUUGUGAGACGACACUAACUGCUGCUCUGAAGGAAUUGCCAGAAUCUGCAAAGACUCUUUCAACCAUCUGGAUGAAAAGCUACUUCAUCUGCUGCACAAUUAGAACUAUUUUUCACUUGUUUCCCAUCUUGCUACUCUCGUUCGGAAGCUGCUUAAAAAGCUUUUUUAUUGUGCAGCUGACAGAAUAUUUUUUCAUCUAGAUGGUUAGAGGAGUCUUUUAGGAUCUGGCAUAUAUCUUCAGAACAAUAAUUAUUUUUCAGAAAAAACAGUUGGUCACCUAUGAAUGCUAACACAUGAGGGGCACAAACUGGGGCAACGUAACAGCAUGCUUUUAAAUCUAUGGGCCACAAUAUUCUUGAUGUUUACACACCAAAUAUGGCAUUGGCGUACAUGUUUAUCCAUAAUUCACGACAAACCUUAAAAUGCAUUUCUUGUCUUUAUGUACUGUACAUAGCAGAUACUAAUCAUGAAAGAUGGCUUUGGUUUUACACUGCCAGUUUUAUGGGAAUUGAAGCUUCCUUGAAAGCUGUUGUUUCGGGUGAGAUGUGGCUCAGAGGGAGCUUAAUGUGUUGUUAUAUGCACACUUGCACAGUCUUAUUUUCCAGAGAUACACUAAACAAAGCUUAAAGCGCAAUUCCAUGACAUGAACGAUGCACAUGUGCCUUCUGCAACCUCAGUUAAUAGGAACUUGAUAAAAAAAAAAAAAGAGCACAAAAUGCAAGACUUUGUUAAAUUGCCAGCAACUGACCAAAACUGCUGUUUUAGUUUUUCCUCUCUGGUAAAGCUGAUUUUCUUUCCAUUAAGGAGUUUUUCAGUUCCUUGAAUAAUUUUUUGGGAUGUGCAGAUAUGAGAAAGGAGCCUCAAAGCAGAAUUUCUAAAACUCUUGAAGUUUUGGGAAAGUGCAGCACUUAAAAUGUUAGACAUGGUGGAUUUGAGAUUCUCUCUGCAGUACUUUUGUUUGACAGUUUGGAAAUCUAGGUCAGGAUAAUAAAGAUGACGUUCAGGGGUCUUUUUGGCUGUUUGUUCUUUAAUUCACCAGCUUAUAUUGUCUCGUUUCUCCAUAUUCUGCUUG
Chelmon rostratus (copperband butterflyfish) is the source of this 3245-nucleotide messenger RNA. RefSeq names its product kelch-like family, member 42 (gene klhl42). Lineage: Eukaryota; Metazoa; Chordata; Actinopteri; Chaetodontiformes; Chaetodontidae. The transcript is spliced from 3 exons. The record is from RefSeq and is a predicted model, not a curated record. The coding region runs from base 399 to 1811 and encodes 470 amino acids. Gene Ontology annotation, molecular function: protein binding.